UAAAUAAUUUGUAUUAAAGAUUUCGUUUGGAAGAGCUUUGGGGACGAGAUGCGACGUGUUCCGGUCUGCCCUUUCAGGUCCAGGUGUCGGAUCGACUUGUUGUGUCUGGGCGAAGGAGCUUUUAAAUCGCGGUGGAUCAUACAAAACCAAGAUGGUGAACGUACCUAAGUCCAGACGCACCUUCUGCAUUAAGUGCAAGAAGCACCAGAACCACAAGGUCUCGCAGUACAAGAAAUCCAAGGAGCGCAAGUUUGCCCAGGGUCGUCGUCGUUACGACAGGAAGCAGGCUGGAUAUGGUGGUCAGACAAAGCCUAUCUUCAGAAAGAAGGCCAAGACCACCAAGAAGAUUGUGCUGAAGAUGGAAUGCAACAAGUGCAGAAUCAAGUCCCAGCUCCCCCUCAAGAGAUGCAAGCACUUUGAGCUUGGAGGUGACAAGAAGAGGAAGGGACAGAUGAUCCAGUUCUAAGCUGUGCUUACCUUUAGUAAAGAAAAAAAAAAUCUAA
This is a messenger RNA of Penaeus chinensis, 503 nucleotides long. It is a transcript of the gene RpL36A, whose product is annotated as 60S ribosomal protein L44-like. The record is from RefSeq and is a predicted model, not a curated record. Bases 152 to 466 code for a protein of 104 amino acids. Gene Ontology annotation, cellular component: ribosome; cytosolic large ribosomal subunit. Lineage: Eukaryota; Metazoa; Arthropoda; Malacostraca; Decapoda; Penaeidae. Gene Ontology annotation, biological process: translation. Gene Ontology annotation, molecular function: structural constituent of ribosome. The transcript has 4 exons.